GUGCAUCCAGAAUGAUGGCCCACACUUCUCGACUUGCAACCACCUUCUCCCGCGCGUAUCCAUGGGUGAAAAGCCCCUUGGUGGUCAGCGCGCCGAUGCGGGUGAUGGCCGGUCCAGCAUUGGCGGUCAGCGUCUCACAAGCUGGCGGCCUCGGCUUUCUGGGCCCGCGAGUGAAAACCCACGAGAUGCUGGCCGACUUGCAAGACACUUCCGACCGCGUCAAAGCCCUGCAACAUCAAUCAUGGGCCGAGAGUCCUGUUCUGCCGGUCGGCGUGGGGUUUCAGCUCUGGAGUGAUGACCCAGAGAUCGCCAUUGCCGCCAUUGAGCAAUAUAAACCGUGUGCCGCAUGGCUAUACGCCCCUCGCGACCCGCAACGAGACUACGACAUAUGGUCGCGUCGGAUUCGCACCGUCUCCGCUCAAACCCAGAUCUGGAUUCAGAUAGGGACUCUAGCGGAGGCCAGAGCACUGUUGCAGGGUCAGGAAUUGCCCGACGUGAUUGUCGUGCAAGGAGCGGAGGCAGGCGGCCACGGUCGGGCUCGCGACGGACUGGGGUUGAUUACUCUUCUCCCCGAGGUCGCCGACUUGGUGGCUGGACAGAUCCCUCUCUUCGGAGCGGGAGGCAUUGCUGAUGGGCGCGGUGCUUCGGCGGCUCUCUGUCUAGGAGCGUCCGGGGUGGUGAUGGGGACCCGGUUCCUGGCCUCUGAAGAAGCCCGCAUCAGUGCCGGUUACCAGCAAGAAAUCGUGCGCGCCAGCGACGGGGCCGUUUCGACCACCAAGACCAUGCUGUACAACCAUUUACGUGGCACGAUGGGCUGGCCAGCGGAGUACAGCCCCCGAACCAUCAUCAACCAGUCUUUCAUCGAACAUCAACAGGGGCGACCGUUUGAGGAGCUGAAGGAACUGCACGAUCAAGCCCUCAAGGCAGGCGACAGUGGCUGGGGUCCAGCCGGUCGACUGGCCACCUACGCUGGAGCAUCCAUUGGCUUAAUACACAAAGUCCAAAGUGCGGCAACCAUUGUAAAAGAGGUGCAAGAAGAGGUAAAAGCAAAAUUACCUGGGACGGUUGGAGGUGAGGAGGCAGGCGUGUAAGGUAACUUAGAGAGUAGGGGGUCUCUGUUUGCCUGGGUUAGUUUACAAACCACCCACUACAGUUUUAAUAGCAAGUCAAUAAGCAGCAUUUGUUUGUAUGCGGGGGAGUGGGGAUCUGCAAACACGGGGACU
Aspergillus aculeatus ATCC 16872 is the source of this 1223-nucleotide messenger RNA. Its product is annotated as nitronate monooxygenase. Lineage: Eukaryota; Fungi; Ascomycota; Eurotiomycetes; Eurotiales; Aspergillaceae. Gene Ontology annotation, molecular function: nitronate monooxygenase activity. The record is from RefSeq and is a predicted model, not a curated record. The transcript has a single exon. Bases 105 to 1091 code for a protein of 328 amino acids.